GAGCACGCGCUGUUCCUGGCCGUUGCUGCAUGUCAGAAGUACUCGCCCGAGAGGGCCUGGAGGGGAGGUGUCGCCAAGAGGCCCAAGGACUGGUGUUCGACGUGGCAGAAGAUGGAGAUCCCUGCCGAGUUGCAGUGUGAGGCGUUGCAGAGAUUCUUCAACAUGGCGUUCUCCUCGCAGGCAGACGACCAGGAGAAAGCCCCGUCGGUGGUUUCCGAGCUGGUGAAGGCCCACAGACUGAAGCUGCGGAGUGUGGAGGAGGUCCUCGUGACAUUUGGCCACAACUUGGAUGGCCUCUUGGCCAUGAACGAGGAAGCGUGGCAGGUUUAUUCCCCUGCGGCUUAUUUAAUGCACGUGUCCCCGAAGCCAGCCGCCGCGGGCUGGGGCUGGUCCCGCGUGGGCUGGUCGUGGGCGAGCUGGUGGCAGUACGUGGAGAAGUGCGUAUCCAGUUUGGAGGCCGACCGGGCAGCAGCGGCCUUGGGCCGCGGACUGCUGAAGCUGAUCCAGGACAGAGAAGGCACUCCGCUAGGGGAGGUCCAGGCGUGGCAGGAGGGGGACAAGCUCGGCAAGGCGAUUUGCCCGCCCCCAGCUGGGCGAGAUCGGCGACAUGGCCGACGGGGAGGUGGUGGAGAAGCUGACGGAGGCGGGCGUCACUGUGGAGGGGUAGCCGACGGUGCUGCCCGUCGGUGCCGCGCGGCCCGCGGAGUGCGUCUGCCUGGCAGACGCUCGAGCUCCCAGCCGAUGCGGCCGAAGGACCCGGCAGGGCCACCUCCUGGCAGCCGGGGAGCGGCUCGAGGGACGCAGGAUCCUGCGCGACGUCGUGCUCCGACCCUCCCCCGAAGGGGUUCUCGGCCCCGCCUCCCCCCCCCCCUCCCGGGAGGCUGGGAGCGGCGUGGGGGGCCCCAGGGAUAUCCCGAGCUCGGGCGAGCAGGCUCCGCGACCGGCGCCCGAUUCUUCUCCGGUGGUCUAGAAAAGGAGCCGGGCCGCGAGCCAUCAGGGGGAGAGAGAGAACCUGAGGAAGAGUCUGCACGAACGUAAUGGGUACAGAAAGAAUGG
Prorocentrum cordatum is the source of this 1056-nucleotide messenger RNA. Lineage: Eukaryota; Dinophyceae; Prorocentrales; Prorocentraceae. The record is from the annotation of a GenBank genome assembly.